Molecule: messenger RNA, 2563 nt
Organism: Diprion similis
Lineage: Eukaryota; Metazoa; Arthropoda; Insecta; Hymenoptera; Diprionidae
Product: EF-hand domain-containing family member C2-like
Exons: 14
Coding region: 73-2352 (759 amino acids)
Biological process (GO): regulation of neuron projection development
Cellular component (GO): microtubule
Source: RefSeq, a predicted model, not a curated record
UUAUAUUCCAUUGAUAUUUCGCAAUUGGGACAGGUUGAAACUUAAGUUGAAUAUAGUAUCCGGAAUUUAAAAAUGAAGCGAAGUACUGCACUGCCUGUCCUUCCGGGUUUCAAUUUUGACACCAGAAUCGGCCAAACAAAAUUCCACAAGCCUCAACACUUUGGUAAAAUCCACACAGGCGUUUAUUACCUCUCCGAGAGAGUAAAAUGUGGCAUCGGUGGCCAGCCUUUGCAUUUCACUGAGCAAGACCGUUAUCCCUCUCUGUACCCGAGAGGCGAGGUGCAAGUUUUGCCACCAUGGCUUGCUUUCGAUAAUCAGCGAUUGAUGUUCAAGGCUUAUUUCCAAGAAACUGUUCAAGAGAGGUGGCAGUCCUCUUUUCAAAUCAGGGUUGUUAUAAUCAGUUUCUUUCUUGAAGAUGGGACGAUAAAAAUAUCUGAACCGGCUGUUGACAACAGCGGCUUAGAACAAGGUGUUUUGGUCAGACGGCAGCGAAUACCGAUGCCUGAUCCAGUCAAAUAUCGAUACUACGAUAUCAUAGAUCUCAACAUAGGUAAAGAACCAGAGUUUUUUGCUCGUGUUUACAAAAUUGUUGACUGUGACAAGUUCACUAGGAGAUUCUUAAAUCGAUGCGGCAUUCCUGUUCCUGAUCCUAUCGAUAUACCGUCUGAUCCAUACAACGAGCGACGGAAAGUUGAAAUAUUCCCGAAGAAGCCGAAUCGCAAGAUAGAUACUCUGGCCAAGUUUCUAUCCAACGAUAGAAAAGUUUUGCGGUUUUAUGGAUACUGGGACGACAGAGAAACGACUUAUGGUGUUAUCCAUGAUUUGGAACUGCAUUUCUAUCUUGCUGACGACACCAUUGAGGUCAAAGAAAACGUGCCACCUAAUUCUGGCCGGGACACAGGAUUUAUGUUCAUAAAAAGGAUGAAGCUACCUAAGUCCUUUUCUAGAAUCGAUCCCCCUGGUGCUGGAGACCCGCUUACAGUGCUCAACGUUAUUGGUGAGAAUACUGCGUCUAGCUGGUACAUUGUCGACUCGUUGGACACCGGAAGGAACGGCAGAGAAUUCUACACUGAUAAGGAUCUGAUGAUUGGUUCCCAGAUGAAUGUUUUUGGUAGAAAAGUUGUUUUAACGGACAUGGAUCCCUACACCAAAGAGUAUUACAGAUUAAAGUAUGGUAUAGAAGAUUUCACGCCACUAGAGAGACCGGAUGCGAAAAAAGACUCCGAGUGCAAGAGUGUUGAGAAGUACAUUCCACCCUACAACGGUUUUGGGAGCUACGAAGACUCCCUUGGGAAUUGUUUCAGCUUGGAGCCAAAACCGCCGAGAAUAGACUCCGUUAAAUUCUUCGAUUAUGACAAAUGUGGUUUCGAGAGCCACGUACUUCGCUUCAGAGCAAAGCUAGUCUCAAACAUACCUGAAAAUAACGACAGGCAUUUUAUAAUACGAGUAUUUUUAACCGAUGAUACGAUAUCGAUUUUUGAAUUGGCUGUUCGAAACUCAGGAUUCAAGCGAUGUCUGUUUCAAAAGAGAAUGCAAGUAAUGAUGCCUGGGCAAGAUAUUUACACCAACAAAAAGCCGAAGUAUUACGAACCCCAUCACUUCUACAUUGGGGCCAGAGUUUCUCUGUGUGAUUUUCAUUUCCAAAUUACGUCUGCUGAUAUUUACGCGCUUCGAUACAUGGAACUCCAUUGUAAUCAGUUUUCUAAAGCAAACAUCAAACUGAUUAUGGAAAAAUUGCGCAAAGCUUUAAAGCCGGUGUAUAAACAGUUUCUCAACGAAGUUAGUCCUGAGCCUGCAGAUCGUGACCCUGAUAUUAUUCAGUACAAGCAUUUGAGAGAAGCUCUAUGUAAGUACUUGGGAGACAAAAUAACAGAGCACGAGAUGAUCACAGUCGCACGGCAUUUUUCAUCUCACGAAAAGAAGGAACGCCACAGUCGAGAAUACAUUAGGUCUCUGGUGCACGGGGAAUUAAAUCGACAGCUUUGGUCGGAGUUGGAUAGACUUGAAGAGGAUUUGCAUCACGUGGACAGAGCCAGAACUGGCUACUUACCCAGAAAUGAGCUCUACACGAUUAUACGUGGCUGUCGUCUUCCUUUGGACGUCGAAUUGAUCAAUUCCAUGUUGGAUCAUCUUUGCAAAAAUGAGGAGGGAAAAGUCGAUUAUAACGAUCUACUGCAGUUCAUCAACGUGAAACUUAACCCGGUCGUUCCCACGCCUCCCAUUAAUAUUAAGUCCGAUUUGUGGUGGGCAUCGGAAAAAGAGCCGGACUGCGGUGCUGGUAUCGAUUGGUGCCAAUUUCGGAAAGAGUUGGGCAUCCAGGAUGAAGAUCACGGAUGUGGAAGCGAGGUUUAGUCGUUAGGGGAAAAAACCAAGAAAGAAUCCCCCAGCUAGACGGAAUCUAACACUCAUACACGUAAAUCUCAAAAAAUAUUUUACAUACGAUCUCAUAUUUAAUAUGCGAGGAAAACAAAGACACUCGUAUAGUACAUAUCAUGUUAAUAAAUUUAUUGUACACACACCGAUGAUCACAUUACAUAAUAAAGAUAAAGAAUCCUGCGUGUUU